CUUUUGAUACAUAUGCUGCCUUCUUACUUCUGCCAGGAAAUGGAUAAUGUAGCCGUUUGCUAAGAGGAAAAUGACCGGGUAUAUUAAUAAGAGCGUCCAUUAAUACUGGGCAGGCGUUUGAACCAAUGCCUAUUUGUAACGGAUGGGAACAUUAUCCAGAAGUGUGAACAUUAAUAAGGGGGAUACACAGAGGAGGUUUUGGUGUUUUGUUGAUGGAGUAAUACAGAUUGUUUAUAAAUGUUUAUUUCGGUAAUUGUGUUUCAUGAGAAGGGGCACAUGGUAUUGAAAAACUGCGAUCAGUAGAACGGAUAUAUACAUACCACAAAUUGAGAUCAGAAAGUGUUACAGGGAAGUAAUUUGGAAGGUUUAGUCAUUGUGAUAACAAUCCGUGGGAUCGAUCGGUGGAUAGCCUGUACCGGUCACGCUGAACUCGGUCCUAAUUCUCGGACUGGAAUCGGAGAGUUAUCUACCCUGGGUAUGACGUCACUUGUAUUCCGACUUCUGGUGCUGGUCACAGUCAGUGUGAAGGCACGCCGACAUAAAGUCCUGCUUGUGUCGAUGGACGGGUUCCGCUGGGAUUAUGUUAAAACCAUCCCUACCCCUAACUUAGACCGCCUAGCAGGAUUGGGGACGCGGGCAGAGUACAUUAACAACACUUUCUGCACCAAGACUUUCCCCAGUCACUACAGUGUCGCCACAGGUUUAUACGAGGAAAGCCAUGGAAUUGUCGGAAAUGUGAUGUACGAUCCCGAAUUCAAUGAAACGUUUACUCCUAGAACCCGUGAGUCAAAAUGGUGGAAUGGUGGCGAGCCAAUAUGGAUCACAGCUGUACGAAACGGGUUGAAAAGUGCCACCUACUUUUGGCCCGGAAGCGAGGUAAAAAUUCGCGGUCUCAGACCAACGAAGUAUAAAAAUUUUUCCAGUGUAGAUGUCCAGAAACAGAUCGAUAAUGUCACGGAUUGGCUGAUGGGCGACAUCGACAUAGCCGUUAUGUACACCCCACAACCUGACAAAGCGGGGCACAAAUUUGGACCCAAUUCACAGGAACUAAGAGAAAAAGUACAGGAAAUGGACAGAGUUGUGGGGUAUCUCCUCGAUAAGCUAGAGAAGAAAGAACUGACGUCUGUUGUGAACCUCGUUUUGACUAGCGAUCACGGCAUGACCGAAAUAGAUUUUCAAAAGAAAAGAAUUGAAAUAGCAUCUUUGGUGAAUCUAAGCGACAUUGUAAGAAAAUCCGACAAAGGGCCGCUUAUGCACAUCACCCCAGUGGAAGGCAAGCUAGAAUCUGUUUACCAAGCUCUCAGUAAGAGUGACAAAAUGACGGUUUACAAGAAAGAGGACAUACCUGACUACUGGCACUAUAAAAAUCAUAGACGGAUAAUGCCUAUUCUCUGUGUGGCAAACGAAGGAUGGUCUGUUCUAUGGGACAAAGAUGACCUAAUUAACAAGACUGAUCGAGGAAAUCAUGGAUACGAUAAUCAGCUGAUGUCAAUGAAACCUCUGUUCUUCGCAGUCGGUCCGGACAUCCGAAAAAACCACACGAGUCCUCCAUUUCUGUCAGUUGAUAUCUACUCACUUUUGUGUACGCUUCUGGAAAUCAAUCCCGCACCAAAUAACGGAAGUUUGGAGCGCGUGCGCAACUUCAUUGUAAAACCUAAACCACAGACAGCAAACCUCACUAACAAUAGCAUAUAUUUAUAUCCAAGUAGAGUUCUCUUGUCAAUGGCUUUAUUUGUUUUCCUAGUAUGUAAACUUUCAUAGAUAUAAAGAAUUAAUAGUCUAGCAUAAACACAGAUAUAGUAUUGCAGAAAAUUGAAAAGUAUUUGUUUCGAAAAACAUUUUAGAAUAUUACCAAAAAUUGUUGCACUGAAGAUCCACCAUUGUGACAAUUCGGGGUAUGGCUUAUAUGUGUCAUGAUACACGGUACGAUAUUUAGGACAGUUUUUACAUAUUGCUCAGGUAAAUUAUUGUGUUAGCAUUGUUUUUGCAUUAAGGAAAAUGAAAGGGAUAUUAUAUAGA
Saccostrea cuccullata (small rock oyster) is the source of this 2019-nucleotide messenger RNA. RefSeq names its product ectonucleotide pyrophosphatase/phosphodiesterase family member 5-like. Lineage: Eukaryota; Metazoa; Mollusca; Bivalvia; Ostreida; Ostreidae. The coding region runs from base 478 to 1761 and encodes 427 amino acids. The record is from RefSeq and is a predicted model, not a curated record. The transcript is spliced from 3 exons.